This is a messenger RNA of Aspergillus uvarum CBS 121591, 2636 nucleotides long. RefSeq lists its product as uncharacterized. The record is from RefSeq and is a predicted model, not a curated record. Lineage: Eukaryota; Fungi; Ascomycota; Eurotiomycetes; Eurotiales; Aspergillaceae. The transcript is spliced from 4 exons. Bases 441 to 2636 code for a protein of 731 amino acids. Gene Ontology annotation, biological process: transmembrane transport; borate transport; monoatomic ion homeostasis. Gene Ontology annotation, cellular component: plasma membrane; fungal-type vacuole. Gene Ontology annotation, molecular function: solute:inorganic anion antiporter activity; borate efflux transmembrane transporter activity.
GUUCUACUCAUGGCUGGCAUCCAGGAGGAGCUCAUUCUUGUUAUGUGGCACAUGCUAUCUGAUAUACACCUAAAUAAGCCAUUCGUGAAAUCGUCAGGAUCGGUUCAUAUGAGUUGAAGUACUCUUGGUACAUGGUUGGUUGUCUGGACGGGUCUGGACCGACCACUGCUCCUCGCCGCAGAACAGAUGCAAAUAUCAAUCCUGACCGAGUCGAAGGCUAGACCAGGAUUUCGAGCAGGAAUGCGCCAAAAUUAGAACCGUGGUGCAAGCACAUUCUGGUACCGUCUAUCGUCCACGACUAUUUAUCGCGGGGAUAUGAUACGUCAUCUACCAAGCCCGGCCAAGGCGGGCAACAACCUGAACCAUAUUAUUUCCCCCACAAUCGCAUCUCAUCGUGGACCCCCUCCACAGACUUCUACCUCAGGGUAAUUGAUCACACAAUGACUCUGAUCUCUGCCUUUCGUCCACCAUCUACUCGGGUCUCGUCUUUGCGACUGAGGUCCCGCAAGCAGCGGGGAUCGCCCAAGCGUAGUCCUCGUCAGCGCAGCCGCGAACUGCGACGGGAACGGGGCGAGGAUGAGGAAGAUGAUAGCCACGAUGAAGAUGCGCACUCCAUAAUCACCCCGUCUAAACAUACUCCCAAAGCGAUUCGGGUCUUGCGUGGCUCCGUGGCUACUGGUGGUCCUCUGCGUCCCUUUCGUUUAGUCAAACAAGAUAUUUUGAACCUGCGUCGGCGAUAUGUCUCGGAUUGGAAGAUCUUCAACCAGCUGAUAUUCGCCAGUGCCGUCUAUGUUUUCUUCACUAAUCUUCUCCCGGGGAUCACCUUUGCCAGCGACCUCUACGUCUUGACUGGCCAGCAUUGGGGAACGAUUGAGGUGGUGUUCAGUACUGGGCUAUGUAGCAUAAUCUUCUCUUUAUUUUCCAUCCAGCCCUUGACUAUCCUUGGGGUCACUGGGCCCUUUUCAGUACUUGCAGAGAAUAUUUACAAACUCUGCGAUGAGGUCUUCAAGAUACCUUUCUUGCCUUUCAUGGCCUGGUCACUAAUACAUGCUGGCUGGCUACACUAUGUCCUGGCUAUCAUAAAUGCCCAUGAUUGGACAAUGCGAUAUGUCACAACAUUCGCCACGGAGAUAUUCUCCCUCCUCAAUAGCAUUAUCUACUUCCACAAGGCAAUCCAGGAGCUGGAACGAGCCCAUAACAGUCUCUCCUUCGCAGCUUUUCUGUACGCCGUCAUUGGUGCCGUUGGGACAAUGCUCUUGGCAAUCUUUCUGUCGACUGCAGAGAGCUGGCGUCCCUUGUUUCACCGAUACAUCCGCAUGGGCCUGACCGAGUAUGCCGCUGCAAUCUCCAUAAUUGUCUUCAUCGGACUUCCCCACAUCGGCGAAUUGGCUCAUCUGGAUAAGAUGACGCUCCCCGUCAGCACCUCCUUCAAGCCCACCUCUCCAGAUCGCAGCCAAUUCUUCGUCGAAUUCUGGCACCUACCCGUGACAUGGGUCUUCGCCGCCAUCCUCCCUGGGGUCAUCAUCACCAUCCUCUUUUUCUUUGACCACGAAGUCAGUUCUAUCAUCUGCACCAUCGACCGCUAUGGGACCCGCAAGCCCGGCGGCUUCGCGUGGGACAUCAUCCUCCUGGGUACCACCACAGCUCUCUGUGGGAUCUUGGGAAUUCCACCAGCCAAUGGCCUCCUCCCGCAAGCGCCUCUCCAUUCCGAAUCUCUUAUGCAUACCGAAAAGGAGCAGCGCACCAUCCUCGUCGACGGCGAGGAGAAGACCGAGACCUACGAGGUGAAACGCGUCUACGAGCAGCGCUGGUCAUCCUUUCUCCACGCAGCCGCCAUCCUCCUCUUCGUCAGCCCUCCCUUCAUGAAAGUCCUUGGUUUGACCCCCACCAGCGUUCUAGCCGGUCUUUUCAUGUUCAUGGGCGAGCAAAGUCUUUCCGUGAACCCAAUCCUCUACCGAACAUUCUACCUCCUCACCCCACCCUCCGAACUUCCCCCGCUCCCCGCCUCCCUCGCCACAACCCCCUCCAACCAAACAAGCAAUAACUCGGAACCAACCACCCAAGAAGAAGAUUCGGAAAAAACUCCCUCCUACAUCCCCAUCCACCUCUACACCCUCCUCCAAAUCAUCAUCACCGUCGCCAUCUUCAUCCUUACGCUCACGCGCGGCGCCCCCGCCUUCCCCGUACUGAUCGUCCUGCUCGUCCCCUUUCGCCUCCUGAUCAUGAACCGGUGGUGGCCCCGCGAGGUCCUUCGCUUCGUGGACGCGUGGGCAUGCAAGGAGGGGACGCCGGAGGACGACGAAGACGCCGAGACCGAAGCGCAAGCGCAAGCGGAGAGGAAGGGCGGGGCCCCGGGACAAGAGUCUUCGGGACCUGAUAAUGACGAAAUCAUCAUACCUGCUGGGACUGAGGCGGGCCAGGGGUCCUCCGGGGUGAGUUCCGAUAGUGGCGGUCUAUUUGUGGGGAGUCGGUAUGCCAAGGAUGGCGGGGAUCUGGGGAGUCGGUCGCACUUGAAGGAAGAGUUUGAGGAAUUGGAUCCGAGGGAGCUCGAUGGAGAAGGAAGGGAGUGGCUUGAGCUUGAGGGGUGGGGGCGGCGGCCGGAUGAGGAGGAGGGAAAGGGGCGGAGACGGGGUUGA